Molecule: messenger RNA, 2171 nt
Organism: Armigeres subalbatus
Lineage: Eukaryota; Metazoa; Arthropoda; Insecta; Diptera; Culicidae
Gene: P58IPK
Product: dnaJ homolog subfamily C member 3
Exons: 3
Coding region: 231-1721 (496 amino acids)
Biological process (GO): protein folding in endoplasmic reticulum
Cellular component (GO): endoplasmic reticulum
Molecular function (GO): protein-folding chaperone binding; misfolded protein binding
Source: RefSeq, a predicted model, not a curated record
CGCCAAAACACGUCAGUCGUUCAGAAAAGUACAAUCCACUAGUUUCGUUGUUCGCAAAAUCAUCACAAGAAAUAGCCGAACUUCUGCAAAGUUCACUUUAUCAAGCCUUUUGUGAUAAAAUAGAUAAGGGUGAAGGGUGAAUAUGAAAGUGAAGUGUUAAGGAAAAUAAAAUCAAAUCUUAAAGCACUUGGAUUAAACUAGUGAGAACGGAUUUCUCCGCCCGCAGAAGUAUGCUGCCAAACAUCUACGAAAUGUCGCAGCUAAGCGACAGUCGAAAAUUGACCUCGGUGCUGCUGUUUCUAUUAUUAGAACUCUUUUUUAAGCGUGCGGAAUCAGCUGCUUCACAGGCGGAAAUUGAAGGCCAUCUAGAAAUGGGAAGAGAUUUGUUGGCCAGAGGACAGUUAUCAGACGCACUCACACAUUAUCAUGCCGCUGUUGAGGGCGACCCAACCAACUAUCUUACGUACUUUAAACGAGGCACGGUUUACCUUGCUCUGGGCAAAGCCAAAUUCGCCAUCAACGACUUCUCUCGAGUGCUGGAGCUGAAACCGGACUUUGUAGCGGCUCGUGCCCAGCGUGGCCAGGUAUAUCUCAAAAUGGGCGACUUCGAUAACGCCGAAAUCGAUCUGAUGAAUGUCCUCCGGGCAGAUCCUUACAACAACGAAGUUAACUUCCAAUUUACCAGAAUCGAUCCAGCUCGGGAUCAGUGGGUGCUUUGUUUGGACGUAAUUGCGCGAGGUGAUUACACUACUGCUAUAUCUCUGCUAACGCAGCUACUGGAGAUUUGUCCGUGGUCUGUAGAAAUUCGGGAGGCUCGUGCUCAAUCCUACAUUCGUGUUGGCGAUAGACUGGCUGCUGUUAGCGACUUCCGUUCUGUUAACCGGUUAUCGCAAGAUAGUACCGAUGGAUAUUAUACUUUGUCCAAGAUUCUCUACGACCUGGGAGAUUCUGGAUCUGCUCUCAAGGAAAUUCGAGAGUGCUUAAAACUAGAUCCAGAGCAUAAAGACUGUUUUCCAUUGUACAAAAAAAUCAAAAAGGUAGACAAAGUUUACACGGACGCCCAAAAAGCAUUAGAAAAUCAACGGUUUGCAGAAUGUACUGAACAUGCCGAAAAAAUUAUCAAACUUGAACCUAACGUUCCGAUGAUUGUUUAUAACGGUAAGCAACUUCUCUGUACUUGUCUCGUCAAAGACGAGCAGUUUACAUCGGCUGUCGGCAGAUGUCGAGAAGCUUUGGAUAUCUAUCCGGACCCAGAGGUGAUGUGUGACCGUGCCGAGGCUCUUAUCGGUUCGGAAAUGUACGACGAUGCCAUUAGUCAGUACCGCGAAGCUUUGGAAAUAAACGAUGGUUUCCAGCGAGCAAAGGAAGGCAUCGAACACGCCCAGAAGCUACAGAAGCAAUCAGAACGAAGAGAUUACUACAAAAUUUUGAACGUGAAGCGAACCGCCACCAAGCAGGAAAUUACCAAAGCCUACCGGAGGGCUGCCCAAAAGUGGCAUCCGGACAACUUCCAAGGCGACGAAAAGAAGGUCGCCGAGAAAAAGUUCAUCGACAUUGCGGCCGCGAAAGAAGUUCUCACCGAUCCAGAGAAGAGGCGACAAUUCGACGCCGGUGAGGAUCCUCUGGAUCCGGAAGGCAAUCGUAACGGAUUCGGAGGGGGCAAUCCGUUCCAUCACUUCCAGCAUGGGUCACCGUUCCAGUUUAAGUUCCACUUCUCGUAGAGCACAUCACGGGGGUAAUAUCCGAUACCCCAACUCAGGAUGGGUGAGUUCUCUAGUUAUCCUUUUACAUUUCCUUAACUGUCCACCUGUUGAUGCCGUAUAGUGCCAGCUUUAAUUUAUUACCCUAUUUUCGUAGAAUGGUAACAAAAAGUUAUUGUUUUUCAUCGCUAGAAAAAGAAAUUAUACUGAGCAAAGUCGAAUUUAGUUUUUUUUUGUCUUUUGUCGUAUUUAGAAUAUUUGAAUUCAAUCCAGAAAUCCAUGAUGCGAUAAAACGUGAAAAGAUAUCGAGGAAACAAAUCUCAUUUGGAGUGUCCAUCGAGUCAAAAUUGCAUGUUUCCUUAUUUUUUCACUUUUUUACCAACUGAUUUUAAGAACUGAUUAAUAAGGUAAAAUAAAACUCUAGUGUAAAUAAACGCUUAAUCACAGACUAGAAAGUAGUACAUAAAUUAA